Messenger RNA from Hemisphaericaspora subhashii, 1935 nucleotides. RefSeq names its product dolichyl-phosphate-mannose-protein mannosyltransferase (gene PMT6). Gene Ontology annotation, cellular component: membrane; endoplasmic reticulum. The coding region runs from base 1 to 1935 and encodes 644 amino acids. The transcript has 3 exons. Lineage: Eukaryota; Fungi; Ascomycota; Pichiomycetes; Serinales; Debaryomycetaceae. Gene Ontology annotation, molecular function: dolichyl-phosphate-mannose-protein mannosyltransferase activity. Gene Ontology annotation, biological process: protein O-linked glycosylation via mannose. The record is from RefSeq and is a predicted model, not a curated record.
AUGAGUGGAAAUACAUCAGCUUCUGGUGUUUUAUUAAGAUCCAACGGGGAAGAAUUGUCUCAUAGGGUUAAACGACACCCACAGGCACCUAGUGGGACAUCGUUAACUGAUUCUGACCUUGAUGAAAUAAUCGAGAAGACGCUGAAUUUAGAUAUCAACGGAUCAGGCAACUUGAAUAAACUAUACCCCAUAUUCACACAAUAUAUUACCCCUUUGAUCCUUACAGCACUAUCUGCAUACGUGCGGUUAUAUCGAAUCGAAUUAGCAAAUAGAGUAGUUUGGGAUGAAGCUCAUUUUGGACAAUUUGGAUCACAUUAUUUACAGCAUGAAAUGUAUUUUGAUGUUCAUCCACCUUUAGGGAAACUAUUAGUCGGGCUUUCUGGAUAUUUGGCCGGGUAUGAUGGGAAGUUUGAUUUUAACAGUGGUAAAGACUAUCCAGAAGACAUGAAUUAUGUACUCAUGAGAAUAUUUAAUUGUGUCUUUGGGAUUCUUUGCACUCCAUUGGCCUACAAAACUUCCACAUUAGAAUACAUUACUCAUUGGGUGGUCAGAAUAAUUGCUUUGAUAGUUGUUCCAAUUUCAAUUUAUAUGGUUGUUUUUAAAAUCCAUUUUACUGUUUUAAAUCAUACGGGGCCCGACGAUGGAUCCAUUUCAACUUUGUUGCAGGCAUCUUUAAAAGGAAAUGAUCUUAUCUCAGGCCCGCGAACAGUGGUAUAUGGCUCAUUAGUAACAAUAAGAUCCCAAGGGUUAUCACCGAGAUUAUUGCACUCUCAUUUACACAACUAUCCCGAAGGAUCAGGCGAGCAGCAGGUAACAACAUAUGGUUUUAAAGACGAGAACAACGAAUUUGUUUUUGAGUUCGAUGUAUCAACGGCAAUGAGCGGGGUAUCUGCAGGGAGGGACUGCUUGAACAACGAGACGGUUACCGAAACGACAGAUUGUAGAAAACCCAUACAAGAUGGAGAUACUAUAAGGAUACGCCACGGCCCCACUGGUCUCUAUUUACACCCUAAUGCACUUCCAGCUCCUGUUUCGAAGAGCCAUUAUGAGGUGUCUUGUUUUGGAGAUUUAGCAACUAACGAUUUCAGGGAUGAAUGGAUAAUUGAAGUACAAGCUCAAGAUCAAUCACCUUCGCCUUUAUUCGCGAAUGAGAGUAUGGAAGAAGUACAUCCGAUAUCGACAAAUUUCAGAUUAAGGCAUAAACAGCUUGGAUGUUAUUUAGCAACUACUGGAUUUUCGUAUCCCGGAUGGGGAUUUAAACAAGGGGAAGUGGUUUGCAAUCACCUUGAUAAAGUGGAACAAGAAUUUGUCCCUCCAUCUCCUAGAUUCUGGAAAGAAUUUGUAUUGCUUAAUUAUGGAAUGAUGGCGUCAAAUAAUGCCUUGGUGCCAGAUCCCGACAGAUAUGACAAGCUUAGUUCUGAAUGGUGGGAAUGGCCAAUAUUGAAAACCGGAUUGAGAAUGUGUAGCUGGGGUGCAGACGAUUUGAAAUUCUUUUUAAUGGGUAACCCCUUUGUAACUUGGCUCUCGUGUGUUUGCUUAGUUCUAUUCAUGAUGUACAUGUUGAAAAUGUGUUUUGAGUACCAAAGACAAAUUAGCGGACUUCAUGUCUUUGAUACUUCUUGGAAUAAUGUGAUAGGUCAAGGAAUUUUGCCAUUUAUUGGUUGGUGUCUUCAUUAUUUUCCUUUUAUUAUUAUGGGGAGAGUAACGUACUUGCACCACUAUGUGCCAGCUUUAUAUUUUGCAAUCUUUGUUAGUGGCUUUGUGGUGGAGCAAAUACAAUCAAGAUUUCCAAAAUCAAUACGAUAUUUGUUUUACUUGCUAUUGUAUGUUGGUGUCAUUGGUACAUUUUGGCAUUUCCGAGCUUUCUCUUUCGGAAUGGAAGGAUCGGCAAAGAAUUAUCAACAUUUGAAGCUAUUGAAAACAUGGUUAAUCUAG